Messenger RNA from Galendromus occidentalis (western predatory mite), 1231 nucleotides. RefSeq names its product dual specificity protein phosphatase 3. Gene Ontology annotation, cellular component: cytoplasm. The transcript has 4 exons. Gene Ontology annotation, biological process: negative regulation of MAPK cascade; protein dephosphorylation. NCBI's taxonomy places the organism in Eukaryota, Metazoa, Arthropoda, Arachnida, Mesostigmata, Phytoseiidae. Bases 1 to 744 code for a protein of 247 amino acids. Gene Ontology annotation, molecular function: protein tyrosine/serine/threonine phosphatase activity; MAP kinase phosphatase activity. The record is from RefSeq and is a predicted model, not a curated record.
AUGGGGGUGAUCUGGGACCGGGUGUGGAAUUCCGUCAAGCAUACUUGGCUUCUCUACAAUGUGGUUGUGCCCGUGUAUAUGUGGUUUAGGGAGACCUGCGAUUCGGCUGUGUGUCCAAAAAUGAGGGCUCUACAACAAAUCCUCAACGAGGUGCGUCCACCAUCCACGAGGCUCGCAGGAAUCGAGUUUUUGGAAAAGAAGCAUAAUAUUAAGGCGAAAGCGGACGGCCGAGAUCGUUACGUGUUCGGCGUAGAUCUGGACGAGGUAUAUCCAGGCGUAUUCGUUGGCGACGAGGGGGCCGCGCGGAACGUGGAAUACCUCAAGUACCUGGGCAUCACGCACGUUCUCAACGCAGCUGAAGGUGUAGGAUUCGGCCAAGUGUCCACAUCCGCAGAGUUCUAUCGGCCUCACGGUCUGAGGUACAUGGGACUGAUGCUUGAAGAUGUUGCCAGUACAGACAUGGGUUCCCAAUUCGACCCUGCGUCAGAUUUCAUCGAAGGAGCUCUUUUGCAGAACGGCAAAAUCCUCGUCCACUGCCUGAUGGGUAUGUCUCGUUCUGCAACCCUUUCCGUGGGCUUCCUGAUGUUGCGGCGGGGGAUGACCGUAGAGCAGGCUCUCACUCAGGUUCGGCAGCAUCGAGGGGUACGGCCGAACAAUGGUUUCCUGAGUCAACUGAUUGAACUCGACAACCGGAUUCGGAGCGAGCAAGCCGUACUACACGAACAAUACGAGCACAUGAUGUGAAGGAACGACAAGAGCUGGGGAACACCUCCGAUUUGAUAUCGAGAGUACCAAUAUGUGAUGCUUCCGUGGAACAUAGCGUGCAAUAAUUCUAGUCACCCGACGAACAUGCUGAUAUCGGACGUUCCGGUAGGCGUGAUCGACGAGGAGCGUCCCCAUCACAGGAACCUGAACCCGGGGUUUUGUCCAUUGGCACCGUUGAUGCAUCAUCUUAUUGAUUUCUCUUCACCCCUGAACGGAAGUUCUCCGCGAGAAGUUGAAUUGAGGAUGGCCUUGUAAAAGAAAAACAACUCGAUGUGUUGUGCCUGUGACUCGAUGACGACGAGGCGAUUUACAUGGAGGGGUAAUAUUGAAUUUCCUAUGUACAUGGGUCACCGCUCCGGUAUAUAAUUCCAAACUCGGCGAUGAUCGAGCCGGAAAACUCGAUCCGAUCCUGAACGACUACUCACACGGCUCCGAUUUUUCCCGCAAUCGACCGCGAUUAAAGUAU